Ipomoea triloba (trilobed morning glory) is the source of this 2912-nucleotide messenger RNA. Its product is annotated as respiratory burst oxidase homolog protein B. Gene Ontology annotation, cellular component: plasma membrane. NCBI's taxonomy places the organism in Eukaryota, Viridiplantae, Streptophyta, Magnoliopsida, Solanales, Convolvulaceae. The transcript has 12 exons. Gene Ontology annotation, molecular function: calcium ion binding; NAD(P)H oxidase H2O2-forming activity; peroxidase activity. The coding region runs from base 158 to 2782 and encodes 874 amino acids. The record is from RefSeq and is a predicted model, not a curated record.
UCCAUUCCAUGCAUUCUCCUAAAACUUGUCAUCUCUCUCAUCCAAAGCAAAACCAAACAUUCCCUUACUGUUUUCUUGGAAAACCAAGAUAACUAAUUUGUCCCAAUCAUUUGUUGUUGUUGUUGUUGUUGUUUAAAGUAUUGGUCAUAUAGAAAAGAUGGAGAAAGGAUACGCUAGCGAUCACUCGGAGACGGGGAGCGUGAGGAGCAGCCGAGUUAGUUUUAGCGGUCCGUUAGUGAGCACCGCAAAAAACAGCAGACUCGACCAAGAAUCCUAUGUUGAAAUUACGCUUGAUGUUCGGGACGAUGGUGUUUUGGUCCACAACAUUAAAGGGGGUGAUCAAGAAGCCGCAUUGCUGGCUAGCAAGAUGGAGAAGAGACGCAAUAAUCUUGGGUCGCAGCUGUCUAUGCAUCUCAGGCAGGUCUCCAAUGAGCUCAGAAGAAUCACUUCUUCUAGGAAACUUGAGAAUCUCGACCGGACUAAGUCCGGGGCUGCUCGUGCUCUCCGAGGUCUUAGGUUCAUUCACAACAACGUCCUCGGAAAUGAAGGAUGGUCCGACGUUGAAACCCGGUUUGCUCAGCUUUCUGUUGCUGGGAUGCUUCCCAAGUCUUUGUUUGGCAAAUGCAUUGGAAUGAACGAGUCGGGCGAAUUUGCAGAUGAAUUAUUUGAUGCUCUAGCGAGAAGAAGAUGCAUCACAACACCCUCCAUAAGCUUGGCCGAGCUGCGAGAUUUCUGGCAACAAAUUACCGACACUUCCUUCGAUGCCAGGCUGCAAACCUUCUUUGACAUGGUGGACAAAGAUGCAGAUGGCCGAAUCACUGAAGAAGAGGUCAAAGAGAUUAUCACUCUCAGCGCUUCUGCCAAUAAGCUCUCCAAAAUCCAAGAUAAUGCUGAGGAAUAUGCAGCUCUCAUUAUGGAAGAACUGGAUCCAGAUAACAUGGGACACAUUGAGCUACACAAUCUGGAGACAUUACUACUGCAAGCGCCGAACCACUCAACAAACCUUGCCACAAACAGUCGUGUUCUAAGUCAGCUACUGAGCCAGAAACUGAAGCCAACCAAAGAGCCCAACCCCUUGAUUAGAUGCUACAAAAAGCUGAAAUAUUUCAUAGAGGAUAACUGGAAGAGAAUCUGGGUGAUGGCAUUGUGGCUAUCAAUCUGCGCCGGGCUCUUCACCUGGAAAUUCAUUCAAUACAAGCAUAGAGCCGUUUUUGACAUCAUGGGCUAUUGUGUCAGCACUGCAAAAGGAGGAGCAGAAACCACUAAGCUCAAUAUGGCUCUCAUCCUUCUGCCUGUCUGCAGAAACACAAUCACUUGGCUAAGGACUAGAACCAAGCUAGGGGCUAUUAUCCCCUUCAAUGACAACAUUAAUUUCCACAAGGUGAUAGCUCUGGGAGUGGUAGUCGGUGUAGGGCUGCAUGCAAUUUCGCACUUAACGUGUGAUUUUCCUCGGUUACUACACGCGACAGAUGCAGAAUACGAACCAAUGAAGCCGUUCUUUGGGGAUGACAGACCAAACAACUACUGGUGGUUUGUGAAAGGCACUGAGGGGUGGACUGGUGUGGUGAUGGUAGUGCUUAUGGCCAUAGCUUACAUACUAGCACAGCCAUGGUUUCGGAGGAAUAGGCUCAACCUCCCAACAACAAUCAAGAGGCUUACUGGAUUCAAUGCCUUUUGGUACUCACACCACUUAUUUGUCAUAGUCUAUGUCCUCUUCAUAAUCCAUGGGUACUUCCUCUAUCUCCAGAAGAAAUGGUACAAGAAAACUACAUGGAUGUACCUUGCUGUCCCAAUGAUACUAUAUGCUUGUGAACGCUUGAUUCGCGCAUUCCGGUCUGGCUAUAAGACAGUCAAAAUCUUAAAGGUUGCAGUGUACCCAGGGAAUGUAAUGGCACUUCAUAUGUCUAAACCCCCAGGAUUUAAGUACACAAGUGGACAAUACAUCAAUGUGAAUUGCUCAGCUGUUUCACCAUUCCAAUGGCAUCCUUUUUCGAUUACCUCUGCUCCUGGUGAUGAUUAUCUAAGUAUUCACAUUCGAACUGUUGGUGACUGGACAUCACAGCUCAAAACUCUCUUCUCCAAGGUGUGUCAGCCUCCAAGUAGUGACCAGAGUGGGCUUCUCAGGGCUGAUAUUCCACAAGAAGAGAACAUGCCUAGAGUGCCAAGGCUAUUGAUUGAUGGUCCAUAUGGGGCACCAGCACAGGACUACAAGGAGUACGACGUCGUCCUCCUAGUCGGCCUAGGAAUAGGCGCGACGCCAUUGAUUAGCAUAGUAAAAGAUGUGUUGAACAACAUUAAGCAACAAAAAGAGGAGGAAGAAGGGACAGUAGAGAGCGGUGUGAAGGGCACAAAGAAAAAGCCUUUCGCCACAAGACGAGCCUAUUUCUAUUGGGUUACACGGGAGCAAGGGUCGUUCGAGUGGUUCAGAGGGGUGAUGAAUGAGGUGUCUGAGAACGAUGAGGAAGGGUUGAUCGAGCUCCAUAACUAUUGCACCAGUGUUUAUGAAGAAGGAGACGCCCGCUCGGCCCUCAUCACCAUGCUUCAGUCCAUCCAGCACGCCAAGAAUGGGUUGGACAUUGUUUCUGGCACCAGGGCUAAGACUCACUUUGCCAGGCCAAACUGGCGCCAGGUGUUUAAACACGUCGCCGUUAAUCAUCCUGAUCAAAGAAUUGGAGUGUUCUAUUGCGGUCCGCCUGGCCUGGUUGGAGAGCUGAGACAAUUGUCUCAACAUUUCACCCACAAGACAACCACAAAGUUUGAUUUUCACAAGGAGAAUUUCUAACCUAUAUCUCAAAUGUAACAUAUAUAAUUUUGUUAAGAUGUAUUUUUCCUUACUAAGGUGGUUGUAAAAUAUUCAAUAUAUAAUUUGUUUGUUUAUGCAAAUUGAGGUGAUAUUGGUCUAGAAAAGAUUA